This is a messenger RNA of Monopterus albus (swamp eel), 7269 nucleotides long. RefSeq names its product adhesion G protein-coupled receptor A1b (gene adgra1b). The coding region runs from base 480 to 4634 and encodes 1384 amino acids. Gene Ontology annotation, biological process: cell surface receptor signaling pathway; G protein-coupled receptor signaling pathway. NCBI's taxonomy places the organism in Eukaryota, Metazoa, Chordata, Actinopteri, Synbranchiformes, Synbranchidae. The transcript has 19 exons. The record is from RefSeq and is a predicted model, not a curated record. Gene Ontology annotation, molecular function: G protein-coupled receptor activity; protein binding. Gene Ontology annotation, cellular component: postsynaptic density; plasma membrane; glutamatergic synapse.
GGGACUUUCUGGACACCACAUGCGCAACAGGUCGAAAUGCACAAGAAGUGCAUGAUGAGAGUGAGUGACAAUAGGGCGUGCAGUAGCUCAGACAGAAGAAAGAGUUUAAGUGGGUCAUGAGGGACAAAUUCUUACUUGAUUUAUGCAACUCGUCGGAAAGGAUGUAUCGCAGUAAAGUUUAUCCUGACUUGGAAAGCACGCCGUUGCAAGUUUUGUGCCUACGCAUGCCACGGCACAGAAGACAAUUUGAAGAACGUAAAACAACAGAAAAUGUGAACGACUCAGCGUUUCACACCUCGGAUGUGGGACUUUAAUUUCAAUUUCGCCAAAGUAGUGUCGAAAGUUUCCUGCUCUCUGGAACGGAGCAGGGUUCUGGGCUACUUUAUUGUAACUAAAGGCAACGUAAAAUGGUCUUGUCACCGAAGCCGAGUGGACAUAAUCUGAGAGAAGCGUGUAUUUAAAAAGAAUCUCAGUCCACCAUGAGAGCGCUGAAUCUACUGUACCUAAUAGUCGGGCUGUGGGAGUCGAGCCUGGGCAACAGAAACUGUCCGGACCUGAUCGUUGACAGCUGUCAUUGCUCCGCUGAGAGGUCCAAGGAGCUGAGCAGGCAGCGCAUCCGAGUCAAAGUGGUGUGUGAUGAUGUGGACUUGAUGGACACUCUGCAGCCCAGCUUCUUACCUAACAAAACCGUUUCUCUAAACCUGAGUAACAACAAGAUCUCUCUGCUAAGGAAUGGCUCCUUCUAUGGCUUGGCUGCCCUGGAAAAACUGGACCUAAAGAAUAACUUGAUAAGUACAGUGGAGCCUGGAGCCUUUCGUGGUCUGCUGGCCCUGAGGAGACUGGACCUGUCCAACAACAGGAUUGGCUGUCUCUCCCCUGACAUGUUUCUUGAUCUGGGCAACCUCUCAAAAUUGAAUUUAUCUGGGAACAUCUUCUCCACUUUGACCGUGGGACUCUUUACUCACCUCAUGGCUCUCAGAGUACUGCACUUCCACACUGAGACUUUAUUCUGUGACUGUCAGCUGAAGUGGCUGCUCCUUUGGGCACGAAGCAACUUAGUGAGGAUUGGCAAUGACACGGUGUGUGUGUUCCCCACCCACCUCCACGGCCUGGAGUUUCGCAACCUACAUGAACAGCAGCUCAGAUGUGAUGGACCUCCAGAGAUGCCCCUCUUCCAGCUCAUCCCUUCCCAGAGACAACUGGUUUUCCGUGGAGACCGGCUCCCCUUGCAGUGUACUGCCUCCUACGUGGACGCGUCGGUUGAGCUGUGGUGGCGUCACAACAGCCAGGUAGUGACCACGCAGGAGGACCAGGGUGUCUACGUGGAGGAAACCCUGCUUCAUGACUGCUGCCUGCUGACCAGUGAGAUCAUCCUCUCCAACAUUGACGUGGGCAUCGCUGGCAUCUGGGAGUGCCUGGUGACCAGUUCCCGUGGCAACACUUCUCAGCAAAUGGAGAUAGUUGUUGUGGAGACGUUGGCAUUGUACUGCCCCGCUGACAGAGUCACCAACAACAAGGGGGACUUCAGGUGGCCAAAGACUCUAGCUGGCAUCCUGGCCUUUUUGCCCUGUGCUCCUGCCACCUUUGGUUCUGCCCCCCACCCCUCUGGCAGAGCACCUCAGCCCUCCAAUCAGAGGGAGAAGAAGGCAUGGCGGCGCUGUGACCGAACUGGAAGGUGGGCUGAAGAGGACUACACUCAGUGCCCAUAUGUCAGUGAACUAACCCGCGUGCUGCAUAGGCUCACCCAGAUAACUAUUAAUACCACCAAUGCGCAGCCUUUAGGCCAGCAGUUAGUGGCCUUCACCAGCAGGGCGUCACACUUCACUGAUGUCAUGGAUGUCAUCUUUGUCACACAUCUGGUGGAGAGACUGACAAAGCUGGUGGAGAAACGCAGAGAUUUGGGGGACUACAUAUCUGACAUAGCCAGUAACAUAAUGCUAGUGGAGGAGCACAUCCUGUGGAUGGCUCAGAAUGAGGCCAGGGCGUGCACUCGCAUCGUCCAGUGUGUGGAGCAUAUUGCUGACCUGGCGCUGACUGGAGACAAUCAGGUCAUUUCUAAGGUAUCUGCUAACAUAGCUCUGGAGGCUUUUCUGAUCCGGCCAUCAAACUUUCUCAGUCUGUCCUGCACAGCACUCCAAUGGCCCCUCUCAUCUGCCAACUCACCCCUCCCUGACAGCCAGUCCCAUGCUGACAAGGACAUGAGCAGGGAGCGUGAUGUUGUGGGGGAGUCAUUGCUCAACUUCAAAUGCCACACCGUUAACAGCAGUGGCUCACCAAUCAGUCAGCUCAGCAAGAACUCCGUGGCAGUCGCCUCAAUCCAUUUACCGCUGGCUGGUACGCCUGUCUCCUCCUCUGUGUUGCAAUCUGUUGAUAACUCCACUUGCAAGCUGCAGUUUAUUGUGUUUCGCAAUGGGAAACUCUUUCCAUGCACGGGGAAUUCGUCAAAUCUUGCAGAUGAUGGGAAGCGUAGGAGCGUUUCAACACCAGUUGCUUUCACCAAAUUAGAUGGGUGCAGCCUCGGGAGCGCCGUGCACUCUGUAACUAUUGCGCUCAGGCACUUCGCACUGGGUGUAGACCCCACCGCAGCCUAUUGGGAUUUUGACCUGCUAGAUGGACACGGUGGCUGGAGGGCAGAGGGCUGCCACAUAACAGGCUCCGGGGGCAACACGACCACUAUUCAUUGCACCCAUCAUAAUAACUUUGCUGUGCUAAUGGAUCUGAAGAAGGUGCUGUCUUUCCCCCCAUACCCUGGGGAGUUUUUGCACCCGGUCGUGUAUGCCUGUACAGCAGUCAUGUUGCUCUGCCUCUUCGCCUCCAUCAUCACGUACAUAGUGCACCACAGUGCAAUCCGCAUCAGUCGGAAGGGAUGGCAUAUGCUUCUCAACUUCUGUUUCCACACAGCUCUGACCUUCGCUGUGUUUGCCGGCGGCAUCAAUCGAAUCAAAUACCCCAUCAUCUGUCAAGCAGUUGGGGUCGUGCUGCACUACUCAUCUCUGUCAACCAUGCUGUGGCUCGGUGUGACGGCAAGGAAUAUCUAUAAACAGGUGACCAAGAAGCCUCUGCAGAGUCAAGAUGGUAACCCGCCUCCAUCCCUUAAACAGCCCCUGUUGAGAUUUUAUUUAGUAGGUGGUGGAGUGCCCCUCAUCAUCUGCGGGGUCACGGCAGCCGUCAAUGUAGACAACUAUGGCAGCGGGGAGCAAGCACCGUACUGCUGGAUGGCUUGGGAGUCCAGCCUGGGAGCCUUCUUUGGCCCUGUGGCCUUCAUUACCCUGGUGACUUGCAUCUAUUUCUUCUGUACCUUCAUCCAGCUACGGCGACACCCUGAAAAGAAGUACGAGCUCAAGCAGCUGACAGAGGAGCAGCAGAGGCUGGCAUCCAUUGAGGCACCAACCCACUGCCACCAGGGAGCUGAGCCUGGAGCCCUGACAACUCCACCCACUGGGAGCCACUGCCCCGCUGGCUGCCCAGGUGUUCCCAUUAAUCCUGCACUGCUGGCCAAUGAGCAUUCUUUCAAGGCUCAGCUACGAACGGCGGCCUUCACCCUUUUCCUUUUCCUGGCCACAUGGACUUUCGGGGCACUGGCUGUGUCACAGGGCCACUUCCUGGACAUGAUCUUCAGCUGCCUUUAUGGUGCCUUCUCUGUCACUCUUGGCCUCUUCAUCCUCAUUCAUCACUGUGCUAAGCGUGACGAUGUCUGGCAUUGUUGGUGUUCCUGUUGUCCCGGAAGAAACACCGAUGCCUGUUCUGGCACCCAUGGGGCUGCUCAAGUGCGACCCAAGGUCAGUGUAAAUGGAGAUACCCCCGGGCAUGACCAUGGUCAUAGCCACUGCCACCAUGACUCACCAUGUCAGGGUAAAGCACUGAUGAGCUGCAGUCAUGGCAGCUUAAGUCAUUAUAAACACACUGCCCUUCCAUCUUCACAAAAUCAUGUGACAUGUCUGGCACCGGUGACACCAUGCUGCGCCACUCUGCAUAGCCAGCAGCUCAUGGAAGAGGAGCCUGCCGCUACUCAUGUGCUGCUACAUGCUGACCCAGAGGGUUACCGGCCAGGCAUCCAGUUGCACCCCUGCCUAAAGAGCAGCAGGACUAAAGGCCGUAAUAUCAGCCGCCGGGCUACAGCCAGUGCUUGCAGAGCAGGAAGUGAGAGGGAGUACGCCUAUCACAUCCCCUCCAGUGUGGAUGAAGGAAGCGUGCACAGUUCACACACUGACAGUCCCCGCAGCACACAUGAACGUCACACCCACAUCAACCCACAUCUGGCACACGAAGGCCACCAUGAUGGGCAUCAUGCAUGCCACACUGCUGCAGCCACCACACAUGAGACCCUGGUGUGCCAUAAUCCCUGCCACAGGCAUAUCUGCUGUGCCAAGGCAGACCUUUUUCCUUCUCUGUGCCCAGCAGAGGCAGGAGACAAGGGCGUCCUCCUUUGUGGCUGUGGCAAAGUGACUGAGGAGGACCCGAUGGCAACACAUCACCAUUUGGAGAUGCAUGCCCCGCGUAGACAAUCCUACCCCCAGAACCCGCCCAAUCAGAAUGGGAUUCUAAAGGGGGCCCUGCAUGAAGGACUCCUGUACACUUCAGACAGCACAGGGAAUAUACGCACUGGACCCUGGAAGAAUGAAACUACUGUGUAAUAUGGGGAGGAAAAACAGGCCUCUUCCUGCCAAAAUAAAGAAAAGAAAAGAAAAUCGCCUCUCUUUCUAGAAUAAAAAAAAAACAAAUUGAAUAUAAUUUUAAACUUCACAAUCAGUGUGAGAUAUUUUUAUUUUGAUGUCCUUAUGUUUUAAUGUGUGCCGUUUUACUGUACAGAAAUCUGAGAUCAUGUAAAUGCUCCCUGAAAGCAAUCCAUAGCCAGAGCAGUCUCCUCUAUCAGAUGAAUUAGUGAAAUGUGCCACAUCAUUCAGUCCAAUGUAACUGAAGGUAUUGCCACUCUUCCAUAAAUGAAUGGUUAUAUGUGUGUGAAUUUGUUUGUUGCUCAAAGGCAACAUGCUGCAGGAUUUUUUUUUACACUUUGAAUCUGUAUCCAUCAAAUAAUCUUCAAUGACAGUGAAGCUCUUGUACUUUAAAAAACACUUGGCAUCCAUGUUUUCAACAACUAAACCAGCAAUUUUAGACUUCAUGGGUAUUUUUGUCAUUCAGUUAAGCAACUGUGAAUACCUACUAGAGAUUUUCUAAGUAAUAUACAAAGAUACUGUUGCUUGCCAGAGCUGUGUAGAAGUUGUGAAAAUUCAAAGCAUCCGAAAAAAGAAGUGAAGUCAAGCAUUUUUUUUCCAGAUUGUAUUGAUCAUGCUGUCUAUAUAAUGUCUUCAGUCUAGUUUCUUUUUCUGGAGAGAAGUACAGUAAAUGAUGGUGCAUCAACAGCGACAGCAUGGCCAUUGUAGUAGAGAGUUGGUGACACUGAGUCAGUGGGUCCAGUGGGAGUUUAAGUAACACUAUACCACAUAGAGCCACACAGGUCUUCACAGCGAAUUCAUUCCCAAACUACUGUUAAGGUUUUUAUUCUCAUCAGCACUGCUCGCACUUGCAACACGUCACAUUAUAAAAUCAGUAUUCACUGCUUUGUAAACCAAACAUGCAAACAUUUCAGGAAGAAGUGUGAAUGUGAUAGUAAAAGAAACAACAAGCUGCUAAAAACAUCACUUUGGGAAACUUGCCUGUCAGCAGUGCUUUAUUUUUUUCCACUUUCCCUAAAAACUAAUCAAACAUUUCAGCCACACUCACCUGCUGUUGGCUAAAGCCACAAAAUGACACAUGGCAAAACAUCAGUGCAAAAGCAGUCCCUUUAUAUUUUACUUAUUUUGUCUCUUAAAAGCCCCAAAGCGUGCAUGCCUUGUUGUAUGUGGCAGUGUGCUAUAUUUUAACACUGUAAAUGAAUCCCCAUCCAUUAACAUAUUUGCCUCAACCUGAUACAACCACUGCAGCACCAUGUAUCAUUUUUGUCACACUCUUGGAUUAAACAAAUAGUGUGUUAUUAUAUAUUAUUAUACUGUUUAUUGUAUUAUUUUCCACUGGUAGUCUCCAUUUAGCAAGACUUUGAGCUUAGGUUUAUCCAAGAAUCUAGUUCAGAAAAUGUAAUGCUCCUGGUUCUGGAUCAUUUUUGCCAUGAAGGUCGCAUUCUCUUUGAAAAAUCUCCACUCAGAAAGGGAAGGAAAAAGAGGCUCUGUAUUGGGUUAAACACAAUGAUGAUAUUGAGUAUGAUACUGACAAAACCACUUGUACUUUUUGUCAGAAAAGCUGAACUUUAAAAAGAAUUUCACAGCCAAGCAUCACAUAUAAUCUCACAGCAGGCACUGCUUUUUAUCCAUCUUGUGCAUUCUUGUCUAUGUAUAUAAAAUUGGUUUCUGAUGAAUUAUUUUAUAUGAGAUUUAAGAUAUUUAAGAAUAAAAUGAAUCUAUAUGUAAACAAAGUUGUAUAGGGAAAACAAUGACCUUUCACUUUUAAUACUCAGUAUCUGAGUUUAGAAAUGUCCUUUUUUUUUUUCAAAUGCCAUUUUUUGUCGCAAUUUUAGUUGACUUCAUAAAGUAUGCAGACUUGACAUGUGUUGUGAGACUUAACCUGUCAUAUCAGAAGUAGAAAUGCACUACCCAUAAUAAUAAUUGGCCUGUCAGAAUAGAAUUUGUCACAACCGGUGGGUUUAUUAUAGAAAUGCUUAUUCAAGUGGGAAAGUGACUGACAGAGAAUAAAAUAAAUUAUUGUGAUACUCACUGUAUUUGGAUGGCAGGCUUUGAAUCAUGAAAGGAGGCCCUGGUAGACAUCAGAGAUAAUGUAUGAACCCCAUACUGUACCUUUGCACAGGGUUACUGGAGUUAUUUCCGAUGCCUGGGACAAAAUGGGAUAUUGUGGGCCCGACUUGUGAGUCCACAACUGAUUACACAAUAUGGGAUCCUUGGAGCCACCUUAGAUGCUGACAGUUAGUGGCUCUGGCUUCAUAGUUAUUGGAAAGGGAUUUGUAACAGUAUCACAACAAAACUCUUGCAAACAUCACAUUAAAGUGAGAUAACCAUUGGUCUAGGUUAAAUGCUGUACAGUGUGUGAGUCUGCUGAUAGUGUGUCUUAGCUGCAGCCUGAGCUUUUCACUGUCUUUGAGACUAAUUGUUUGGUAUCAUAGGUCACCCUAGGCCACCUUCUCUUUUGUCAUCAGUAGCAGUUAUACUGCCCAGAAUGAUGGCUACUGGAAUAUUAACCUGUGGUACUGUGACAAAACCUAAAGCCAGUUUUCACUGUUUUCUACAUUGACACAGAUUCCAAUAAAUGUAUUUUUUCACCAUG